Messenger RNA from Medioppia subpectinata, 953 nucleotides. Lineage: Eukaryota; Metazoa; Arthropoda; Arachnida; Sarcoptiformes; Oppiidae. The record is from the annotation of a GenBank genome assembly.
CGAAUGCAUUGGAUAUACGGCACAAGUGUUGCCAUCGUUUGCGUUGACUCUCACUUCAGCCAAACAGUGACCAAAAGAGCGCACUUUUGGCACAACUUGUUGUCACACAAUCAUCGCAUUUGUCACUCAUUUGAUCCCAAUUAUGGCAAAGGCACAUAUCGUGAAUAUAGUAGUGUUGGACAAUCCGUCGGCAUUUUUCAAUCCCUUUCAGUUUGAGAUCACAUUUGAAUGCAUUGAAGACUUAAAGGAAGACUUGGAGUGGAAGAUAAUAUAUGUGGGAUCAGCUGAGAGCGAAGAACACGACCAAACACUAGACACGGUAUUUGUAGGACCGGUGCCGGAGGGCCGGCAUAUGUUUGUAUUUCAAGCGGAUCCGCCCGAUCCCGCAAAGAUACCGGUGGCCGACGCCGUGGGCGUGACUGUCGUACUCCUCACGUGCUCUUAUAGGGGCAAAGAGUUCAUUAGAGUUGGAUAUUAUGUCAACAAUGAAUACAGCGAUCCGGAGCUCAAAGAGAAUCCGCCGACGGCUCCGCUGUUUGACAAAUUGCAGCGCAAUGUGUUGGCCACCAGUCCUCGUGUGACCAGAUUUAAGAUCGAUUGGGGCGACAAUCCCUGCGAUAACUCGGAACCAAUUGAAGCCAAUAGCGAACCAAUGGUUACCGAAACGAAUGGCAGUCAUAAUACCAGUGGAAAUGCUGUUAAUUCAGACUCGAGUCAACACGUUUCCGAAGACAGUGCCGGUCCUCUCAAACCAGUGCUCUGUCACGACAGUAAUCACAGCCAGAGUAUGGAAGUGGCCUAACCCUCAUCCUUAAGCCCUAACCUCCCAUACGUUUCCCUUCUCUUGUUAAUCAUAUUCAUUGGGAAUGACUGUCUGUUUUGUUCUUCACUUUUAUAUUUAUUUGUUUCUAUUAAUAAUGAUAAUUAGUCUUUACUUUCAAUUAAUAUCAGUC